This is a messenger RNA of Hippocampus zosterae (dwarf seahorse), 1005 nucleotides long. RefSeq lists its product as uncharacterized. The record is from RefSeq and is a predicted model, not a curated record. Gene Ontology annotation, molecular function: palmitoyltransferase activity. Lineage: Eukaryota; Metazoa; Chordata; Actinopteri; Syngnathiformes; Syngnathidae. The transcript has 2 exons.
AUGUAUUUCCGGGACCUGUGCCGCAAGAACUGCUGCAACGCACAGUUCGUGGGCGUGGUCUGCUUCAUCUUCCUCGCCUACACCGGCGUCGUCUGGCUCUUCUUCCUGAUGAACCACCCGUCCUGCGAGCCCGAUCUUCACCACUACUGCCGCCCCGGCGCCUACGUGGCACUGCUGGUGGUGUUCCACAUCCUGUUUCUGCUGAUGCUGUGGUCGUUCAUACGGGUGAUCGUGUCGGACCCGGGCCGAGUGCCAAUCUACUGGGGCUUCUUCCUGGACGAGCGGGAGUCAAAGCGGAAGCGGUACUGCCUGCUAUGCCACUCGUUCAAGCCAGAGCGGUGCCACCACUGCUCGACGUGCCAGCGGUGCGUGCUGAACAUGGACCACCACUGCCCCUGGAUCGGCAACUGCGUGGGCUACAUGAACCGCAAGUUCUUCCUGCUGUUCCUGUUCUACAUCAUCCUGACGGUCACCUUCUCGCUGGCGGCGUGCCUCUGGCCCCUCAUCCAGGAAAUCAUCAUCGUCGUCGAGGAUUUCGAUUACUUCACCGCCUUCACCGCCAUCCGCGUCGUCCUCUACGGUGUCCUCCUCGCAUUCCUGGUGCUCAUAUCGAUCUUCUUCCGCUUCCACGUGGAGCUGGUCUUUUCCAACCUGACCACCAUUGACAACCUCGAGAAACAGAGAAACCCCGCGGCCUCGAAGAGCAACGUUUACGACAUGGGGGGCGCGCCCAACUUCCAGCAGGUGUUUGGGAAGAACCCGCUGCUGUGGCCGUUCCCAGUCUUCUGCGAGUCAGGCAAGCCGAUGGGGGACGGCGUGAAGUGGUAGCGAUGCUCCAUCAAACUCAAAUAUUUCGUGGAGUAUGUGCUGCACACCCGAGACGACUCCCCGCUGCUGGCCUAUGCCGACUGCGAGGAAGAGCUGGCCACGGCACUUGGUCACCUGCCGCUGGGCGGGCUGCUGGAAGCCGAUUUGCUCAGGAAGGGCAGGCUGACUCGAGACUAG